GCGGGGACAUUCGCGGGGACACUCACGGGGACACUCGUGGGGACACUCACGGAGGCAUUCUCAGGGACAUUCUCGGGGGCUUCGGCGCUCCCCGAGCUCCCCGAGAGGUUUCGGGGGCCGUGUGGAUGUUGCGUGGGGUCAUGAGCGACCCCACAGCACGACCGGAACGUUCGUGCGCGAGCGGAACGUUCGUGCAGAGCCGCGUUUCCCGGACGGUGACGGUUCGGAGGGACCAAAAUGGCGGCGCCCAGCGCCGAGGGAGCGGCAGUGGUGGCGGGGGAGGGGAAUCGAGCGCGGCCGCCCCCCGUCACCCCCCGGCAGAUCCGCGACCUCAUCGACGGCGGCAUCGCCACCGAGGGACCCGGGCCCGGCGGGAAAGACACAUCCGACUGCUCGGAGCCGGCUAAUGGACCUUCCCAAAUGGAGGCUCUUUCCUUGGAGUCAGCCAGCAGGGAAGCCUAUUUCAGCAGAGUGGAAACAUUCACCCCGCUGAAGUGGGCGGGCAAACCCCACGCGCUGUCCCCGCUGGUGUGCGCCAGGUUUGGCUGGGUCAACGUGGAGUGUGACAUGCUGAGGUGCUCCAGCUGCCAGGCCUACCUGUGCAUGAGCCUGCAGCUCGCCUUCGACCUCAGCAACUACAAGGAGCGCUGUGAGGAGCUCAGGAAGGCCCUGUGCACUGCCCACGAGAAGUUCUGCUUCUGGCCAGACAGCCCCUGCCCAGAUCGCUUUGCCAGGCUGCUGGUGGAUGAGCCCAGAGUCCUUCUCCAGGACUUCCUGGAUCGCUUCCAGAGCUUGUGUCAGCUGGAGCUGCAGCUGCCCUCCCUCAGACCAGAAGACCUGAAAAACAUGUCCCUGACAGAGGAAAGGAUCACUCGGCUCCUCCAGCUCAUCGGGGAGGAGCUGGAGCACAAAGGAACAGAGGGAGAGAAGCCUCCCGGGAAGUUUUCCACGGAAAUCCUGCAGGUGCACGUUCCCGCCUGUAUCCUGGCGCUGUGUGGCUGGACCUGCAGUGCUGCCUCCGGCUCCGUGAACCUCUCUGUGAUCACCUGCUCGCGCUGCAUGAGGAAGGUGGGGCUGUGGGGCUUCCACCAGCUGGAAUCUGCAGCUCCAGAGCCAGAUUCCUGCGGCUCCAGCAGCACCACCCCGGCUGCUCCCGAGCGCUUCCCGCCCGUUCCCACAUCCCCACGCAGGAUGCUCACACGGAGCCAGGAUCCGGGAUCUGAGCAGCAGCACGAGAAGAGCCCAUCCCCAGCUGUGUCCCGCCCACGGGUUUGGGAUUCUCCCAACUCCAUCGACCGGGGCGAGUUGGAUGGGACCAGCCCCACUCUGAGGAGCCGCCCUGUGACCCGGAGCAUGGGACAGGGGGACAACGUGGAAGUGCCAUCCAGCCCUGUGCGCAGGGCCAAGCGGGCACGGCUCUGCUCUUCCAGCAGCUCGGACGCUUCCCUGAGGAGCUUCUUUCACCCCAGCUCUCAGCACCGCGAUUGGUGUCCCUGGGUCAACACCGGGGAGGGAGAGGAAUCCCUGGAAGAUGCUGCAUCCCAGAUGGAGAAGGAGCCUGGGAAGGCUGAGCCAGGCUGGGAAGUGGUGCUGAAGAAGCUCCUUGGCAUCCGAAAAUGUGACACAGUGCCUGAGGCAGAGCCAGUGAGUCUCUCGGAGAAGUCCUGCAAGGUGUUCCGCAUUUUCCGGCAGUGGGAGAGCAUGAAUUCCUCCUGAGCAGGCCACUGCCUCUGGAAACCAGCACAGGGCAUCAGGAGAGAUCCAACCUCUCUGUUGUUCCUGCAGCAGCUCCGUGCCCUGGGAAGGGGAUCCGAGGAAGCUCCACGCCAAACAGAGCCCUGGCCACGCUGGGAUCCCCUUCCCUGACUGCCUUCCUGAAGCCCCUGCCUUCACAAACUGCUGCUGUGUCCCUCAGCUCUGAGGGCUGGAGCUGGGAUGUGCCAGGGGCGCGUGGGGUGACGAGGGGACACCGUCACCUCUGAGGUGUCCGUGGUGUCCGGCCGUGUCCCGCCGCCGGCAGCGCACGGAAGUGACGCCAGGUGGGAAUAAACAUUUCAUUUUUA
This is a messenger RNA of Corvus hawaiiensis (hawaiian crow), 2063 nucleotides long. It is a transcript of the gene ZC3HC1, whose product is annotated as zinc finger C3HC-type containing 1. The record is from RefSeq and is a predicted model, not a curated record. Gene Ontology annotation, cellular component: nucleus. Gene Ontology annotation, molecular function: zinc ion binding. Bases 238 to 1716 code for a protein of 492 amino acids. Lineage: Eukaryota; Metazoa; Chordata; Aves; Passeriformes; Corvidae. The transcript has 10 exons.